AAGUUUCCAGAAGUCUUUUGUCGCGGAAAAUAUUUAGAGUUUAGAGAGAUGUGUAAGCAGCGGGUCUCGUGGGGCUCAUCGCGGGUGCACGUGAACAGACGAGGUUGGAUCAGAGUCGAUAGUCGAAGGUGACCGCAGAGAGCGAUUAGAUAUAAGAUACACGAGAAGACAUGGCGAGACCACGUCCGGGAAGUAAAGAGACCACCGUAUUUGUGCUCGACGUCGGAUACCCCAUGGCUGCGAGCAACAUGGCAGUCGCGGAGGGGCAGUCCGAUCUCGAGGCAUUCCGGCCGUAUGUGUAUUCCCUGAUAGGUGCAAAGGUAGCCAGCGGCCGCAAGACUGACUACGUCGGAGUUGUUGGCGUGGGCACCGAAGAAAGCGCGGUCGAGCUCGACGAAGGAUACGAGCACAUCAGCGUCCUGCACCCGCUCAAGCAAUUCCUCCUCUCCGACUUCCGCACUCUUCCUUCGCAGCUCAUACCACCGUCGACCGACGACGUGCAAGGAGACAUAAUCUCGGGCCUGUUGAUCGCGCUCAAAAUGACGGGCGACUUUUGCCAGCACAAGAAGUUUAUCAAGAAUAUCGAGAUUGUGUCGAAUUGCAACUCGUCGGCGGAUUUUUCGGAUAUGGAGGAAAUCGCUGCAAAGAUAGCGAAAGAUGGUGUAUCGCUCAGGAUACUGACGGUGGGAAUAGGCCCAGACGACCUAAACCAGAAAAACGACAAAAUAACAGCUCUACAGCGCGACAACUAUGCAAAACUACAAGAGUUUGUGCGAGCCGCGAAAGAAGCAAACGUGGAGAUUCAAUUGCUCGACUAUGAAGAUAUAUACCGAAAACUAGAUCAGCCCACGAUCAAAAAGACUGCUUCGGUCUCGACAUAUCGCGGGUUGCUCACGCUGGGUGACUAUAAUGGUAAAUUUGAGGACGAGGCGAUUGCGAUUGACGUGCAGAGAUUUCUAUACAUUCAGCGAGCUGUGCCGCCGUCUACGAAAGCGUACCGAGAAGAGGCGGAGGACAGCGCGAAGCCGCGAGCGUUGGAGUGGGAGACUAAAUACUUUGUGCGUAUGAAAGAAGAGGAAGAUGAAGAUGGCGAGAAGGAAGAGGGGGAGAAGGAAGAGAAAAAGAAGAAGGCUGUCGAAGCACCAAAAGGCGACUUGAAGAAGGCGUACAGAUACGGAAGGUCGCUGGUGACGUUUGAAGACGACGAGUACGAGUCUCUGCGGUACACAGCUGACCCAUGUCUCGAAAUAAUCGGCUUUGUAACGCUCUCGGAUUUUAAACCAUGGAUGCUGAUGUCCCCAUCUAGCUUCAUAGUCGCGACCGAGAACGAUCCAGCGGUGUCUGCGCUCGCGCUGUCGAGUCUGAUCCACGCGAUGAAGAAAAGCGGGCUGUAUGCGAUUGCGCGGUUUGUACCGCGAUCGGGCGACCCGCGAAUGGUCGCGCUUGUGCCGGACAUUGAUAUCGUCGACGGCCAACGGAAGUUUGAAGGGCUGGUGCAGACCGAACUCCCGUUUGCGGAGGACGUGCGGGAUUACAGGUUUUCGUCGCUGAAGACGGUGCGUACGAUCAAGGGAAAAGUGCUGACGAAGCAUCAUCGGUUGCCGACCGAUGAGAUGGUGGAUGCGAUGAGACAGUAUGUGAAGGCGAUGGAUAUCUCGCGGCUGGCGGAUGGACUUCCGGCUGCGGAGGAAGAUCCGGAGGGGCAAGAGUACGUCGCGCCCGGGAAGCAGUAUAAUCCGGUGAAUGCGAGGAUCCAGCGCGCGAUUCUGGAUCGCGCGAUAGACCCGAAGGCACCGAUUCCGAAGCUGUCAGAGUCGCUGGUGGAGGACAGCCAGCCGCCGCCGUACUUGGUGGACGCGGUGUCUGAUAUUGCGAGGCACUUGAUUGAAGUGCUGAAUGUGAAGAAGGUUGAGAAACGCGAGUCGUUGAAGGCUAAAGAUCAUGGUGAAGGGGUGAAGAGGAAGGCGGCGGAGUUGGAUCUCGAGGCGUUGCUGGAGGGGAGUAGGAAGCGGAGCCGGGUGGAGGAAGAGAGGUUUGAUAUUGUGCGGGCGAUUGGGGAAUGGAAUAAGCUAGAGGUGGAGGUUAGGGAGGCGCAGGAGAAGCUGGUGCAGAUUUUUACGAGAGCAGGAGAGUACAUUAUGAAUCUACUAGAGAGCGAGGAGACGACGGCGGAGGAGGUUUUGGGUGAGGUGCGGCUACUGAAGACGGUUGCGCAGGAGAUGGACGAGAAAGGGUGGUAUGAGGAGUAUCUGACGCGGUUGGUGGACGCGCAAGGAAUGAGCGGGCGAUGGGCCGGGUUGGAGGCAGAGAUUGAGGCGGAGGGACUAAGAGAGUUUGGAGGAGAGUGAGAAUGUUUGUAUAAUUAGAACGCGUUGUUUGUUUUGAUGAUCGUUGACGCGUCGCAGAAGCCGAGGCGGGCAGGGAAGGCCGCACGGACAGGCGGUCAGAUGACGAGCAGGCGCAGACGCAGAGACGCAGAGAAUGACGCAGUGCAUGGUCUUCACUCUUCUGCGCACAGCUAUUCACUUCUCAUCUUCUCUAAUCCUGAAAACAGCUGCUAGAACUGCACAAGAGCAUCCGCAUCUGUUGGCGGCCAUGUCAUUGCACCUCCCAUUCCAGCACUGAAGCAUCCGGAAACGGGCGGAUCCAGCCACGACUUCCCGAUCGGGCGAGUAAGACAUGUGACCUAAUUUGU
Messenger RNA from Myxozyma melibiosi, 2695 nucleotides. RefSeq names its product SPOC like C-terminal domain-containing protein. NCBI's taxonomy places the organism in Eukaryota, Fungi, Ascomycota, Lipomycetes, Lipomycetales, Lipomycetaceae. Gene Ontology annotation, cellular component: Ku70:Ku80 complex; nucleus. The record is from RefSeq and is a predicted model, not a curated record. The transcript has 6 exons. Gene Ontology annotation, biological process: DNA recombination; telomere maintenance; double-strand break repair via nonhomologous end joining. Gene Ontology annotation, molecular function: damaged DNA binding; phosphotyrosine residue binding; double-stranded DNA binding. The coding region runs from base 171 to 2348 and encodes 725 amino acids.